UUCCUAUACAUCUUCGCAACCAUCUCACUCAUCAGCUCUGCACUCCCCAAGUCAGACCCUUUCACUUCGACAAAUAAUUCAAUCACGUCAAACAAAAUGCCAAGCAAUCAAGCAGCAUGGCUCGAUGGCAAAGACCAGAAGUUGCGGGUCGCUGAAAUAGCUUACACCUCGCCAGGUGCUGACGACGUCGUAAUUCAGAACCAUUCCUUAGCCAUCAACCCUGUCGAUUGGAAGAUCCAGGACUCUGGUAUGUUCAUCCAGAACUGGCCGACCGUAGUGGGAUGCGAUGUGGCCGGCGAGGUCUACGAGAUUGGCUCCAACGUGACUGCCUUCAAGAAAGGAGACCGAGUCAUUGCACAUUCCAUCUCUCUCGCGACCGGCGAGAUCAAAGGCUCCGCUUUCCAGCUGUACUCUACUAUCCCCGCCGCCACCGUGGCCAUUCUCCCGUCCUCCAUCUCAUACAGCCAAGGUUCCGUCCUCCCCUUGGCCAUCGAUACCGCCGCGGUUGGUCUCUACGCCGAAGCGGAGAAGGGCUUCUUCGGAUUGCCCUACCCAUCGUUGAAUCCCUCCUCUUCCGGCAAGACUCUCCUGGUCUGGGGCGGUUCUUCUUCCGUUGGUGCCUUGACAAUUCAGCUCGCUGUCGCUUCCGGCGUCAAAGUCGUCUCCGUUGCAAGCAAGCACAACAUCGACUUUGUCAAGUCACUCGGUGCCAGCGAAGUCCUCGAUUACAAAACCUCAUCUGUGGUCGAAGAUGUCGUCAAAGCAGUCAAGUCGGUGGGCGGCGAAUACCUCGGUACCUACGACGCCAUUUCGACCAACGACUCUUUCAAGCACGUCCUUCCCAUCACGGAGAAGCUGGGAGGAGGAAAACUCGCCCUGACCCUCGGUGGACCAAAGGAGGGUGUGCCCGAGAACGUCAAGAUUGCCAAUGUGUUUGGCGUCAAUGCAGUCACUCAUCCAGUGUGGAAGGACUACAUCACGCCAGCGCUUGAGCAGGGAAAGUUGAGGGCUGUUCCGGAGGCCCAGGUUGUUGGUAAGGGUCUGGAGAACGUACAGAAGGGUCUCGACGCGCUCAAGGCGGGUGUCAGCGCGAAGAAGGUCGUGGUCGAGCUUUGAGGUCUGAAUGAAUGGAUGAUGUUGAGCUUGCUCAACGGAUUGUCGUGGGUUCAUAAGACGGAUUCCAACGCUGAUGAUGAAUCGACGAAAUGAUAAUGAAAAUGGGACAUUGAGAUGCCU
Molecule: messenger RNA, 1236 nt
Organism: Zymoseptoria tritici IPO323
Lineage: Eukaryota; Fungi; Ascomycota; Dothideomycetes; Mycosphaerellales; Mycosphaerellaceae
Exons: 3
Coding region: 97-1116 (339 amino acids)
Molecular function (GO): oxidoreductase activity, acting on NAD(P)H
Source: RefSeq, a predicted model, not a curated record